AUGUCGGAGGAAGAUUCAUUUAUUGAUACUACAAUAAAUCUACCAGAUAAUAAAACACCCUAUGAAAAUAACAACAACAACCAGCAAAAACAAGUGGAUGAUAAUACAGAACCAGCACAACCAGAAUUAACUGAACAAGAGAAAACUAUGCAAGUGAUUGAACCAGAUAAGGAGGAAGAAGAAGAAUUAGCUACUGAUAACAUCAAUCCCCAAGAACAAGUUACAAAUGGCAACGCCGCGGAUGAUGAGGAACCACCAGCUAAACGUAUCAAAUUGGAAGAACAAGAAGUUGAAGCUCCAGCAGAACCAGAACCAGAAACUAUCAUCAGCAAUGGGAACAAUAUCAGGGAAAACAAAAUUGUCGUUGUCCCCCACACAAAACCUCAUUUAUUCUAUGUCCCAUUAAAAACCGGAUUAGUUUAUGAUGUAAGAAUGAGAUAUCAUGCCAAAAUCUUCACAUCCUAUUUCGAAUACAUAGACCCCCAUCCAGAAGAUCCAAGACGUAUUUAUCGUAUCUAUAAAAAAUUAGCAGAAGCAGGAUUAAUUCAAGAUCAAUCCUUAUCAGGUAUAGAAGAUAUUGGACCAUUAAUGCAUAAAAUCCCCAUCCGGGAAGCUACUAUUGAAGAAAUCUUACAAGUUCAUUCAGAACAACAUUUGAAAUAUAUCCAAUCUACAGAAACAAUGUCCCGGGAUCAACUUAUGGAAGAAACAGAAAAGGGUGAUUCAAUCUAUGUCAAUAAUGAUUCUUAUUUCUCGGCGAAAUUAUCAUGUGGUGGAACAAUUGAAGCCUGUAAAGCCGUAAUUGAAGGAAGAGUGAAAAAUUCAUUAGCGGUAGUUCGUCCACCGGGACAUCAUGCUGAACCAGAAACACCAGGUGGGUUUUGUUUAUUCAGUAAUGUCGCCGUCGCCGCCAAAAAUAUCCUAAAAUCAUAUCCUGAAUCCGUUCGUAAAAUCGUCAUUGUCGAUUGGGAUAUUCAUCAUGGUAAUGGUACUCAAAAAUCAUUCUACGAUGAUCCACGAGUCUUAUAUAUCUCCUUACAUCGUUAUGAAAAUGGUCGAUUCUACCCGGGGACAAAAUACGGGAAUUCCGAUCAUGUAGGUGAGGGCCCUGGUGAAGGAUAUUCCUUAAAUAUCCCUUGGAGAAGUGCUGGGAUGCAUGAUGGUGAUUACGUAUAUGCAUUCAAUCGAGUCGUUAUACCUACCAUCAUGGAAUUCGAUCCUGAUUUGGUGAUUAUUAGUUCGGGAUUCGAUGCUGCUGAUGGGGAUAUUAUUGGUGGAUGUCAUGUCACUCCCGCCGGAUAUGGAUAUAUGACCCAUAUGUUAAAAGGAAUAGCCAAGGGGAAAUUAGCCGUGAUUUUGGAAGGUGGAUAUAAUUUGGAUUCGAUAAGUAAUAGUGCAUUGGCAGUUGCAAAAGUAUUAGUUGGCGAACCACCUGAAAACACAAUUAGUUCUCAACCCCAUCCUGAAACAGUGGAAGUUUUGGAUGAAGUGGUGAAGAUUCAACUGAAAUAUUGGAAAUGUUUAAGACAUGGAAUUCCCACAGUGGCGUUUGAUGAUGUAUAUGAUAUGAAAUCUAAUGGUACUUCAAUGGCUUAUAAAUUGGUGAAUAUUGCUGAUCCUAUUCGUGCUCAUCAAUCAAAUGAAUUAUUUUCCAAGUAUUCAUUUAUUAAUAUUCCUAUAAUUGCCAACAACCCCACUGUGGAUGAUAAUAAAAGUGGACCAUUCACAACUGAUUUACCAGGACAACUUGAAGAUAUCAUAAUUGCCAGCCCCGAUGUAUUCAACUCCACCACAAUCAUACUAUCCAUCCAUGAUCCACCAGAUAUUUGGGCAAACAUAAACCCCGUCAACGGAACCAUCGAAACCAACUCUUCAAUCAUCCUAGAACAUCCCGUCGUCCAAAUCAUCAACAAAAUAAAACAAGAACAAGAAAAAGAAUCCGAUUCCACUCCCUCCGCCUCCACCCUGGACUCAAUAGGCUACAUCGACAUCAACAUCCCAUCCUAUCAACUCCCCAUCCCCGGUCUAACCACCUCCAACACCCCGGCCUCCACAUAUAACCCAAUCAUCUUCGCCCAAGAAAUCCUCUUAUACAUAUGGGACAACUACAUCUCCUAUUCCAACUCCAUUAAGAAAAUCAUCAUGUUAGGUUUCGGUGACGCCUAUCAAGCCAUCGUUAACCUAUUUUCAAAACGCCCCUCCCUGGAAAUCAAAGAAUUGGUAAAAGGUACCAUCGCAUUCGUCAAUCGAACAAGUUUGAAACCAUUAGUCCCCGUCAUGGAUGAAUCGAUGGUGGAUUGGUAUUAUACCAAUUCUGUCAUUUUUACUAGUUGUUAUAACCCCUGUUGGACGGGUCUGAAUGGGGUGGGGAGAUUGGCAUAUCUGAGUAUGACUAGUACUAGUGGUGGGGGCGAGAAUAACCUGACACCGGGGGAUGAAGGGAAUAAGAGACCUAGAAGGAAGUUUGGUAGGGUGAUUAAGGCGAGUGUGGAUGGGAUUUGGGAUAUUAUGCAUGAGAGGUUUGAUGAAGGGGUGGAUUUUAUAUUGGAUUCGAUUGAGGAUUGUUCGAGCUCUGAAAGUGGUGUAAAUAAUUAA
Messenger RNA from Hemisphaericaspora subhashii, 2595 nucleotides. RefSeq names its product histone deacetylase (gene HDA1). Gene Ontology annotation, molecular function: histone deacetylase activity. The transcript has a single exon. Gene Ontology annotation, cellular component: histone deacetylase complex. The record is from RefSeq and is a predicted model, not a curated record. Bases 1 to 2595 code for a protein of 864 amino acids. Gene Ontology annotation, biological process: chromatin organization. Lineage: Eukaryota; Fungi; Ascomycota; Pichiomycetes; Serinales; Debaryomycetaceae.